AUGGGCCCAUCUCAAUCACGAGAACAGCGACGCCCACGCCGACACCGUACUCCCCAACCAGACCAACCACAAUCACAACCUCCUCGACAACAACAGCAAGAAGCAGAAGCAGAAGAAGAAGAAUCAAACGAAGAAACCCUCCACCAAUCCCACCCUUCAAAUCCAAUCAUGUCUUCCUCCCUCCAUCACCAUCACCACCAUCACUACUCCUCCUCUUCGACUCCAUACCCACAUACCCCGACUCCACCCCUCCGAACCCCCAGUUUCAAUAACAACAAUAACAGUGGUCGUCCACGUUCUUCACGUCCACACCUUCAAACCCUCUCAAUCCCUCCCUUAAACAAUAAUAAUUCCAACGAUAACAACGAAAGGGGGAUAGAUACCCCAACGCUAACCACCGCACUAUCCUACAUCUCAGCCCGUCUCCUUCAAAAGACAAAACUACACCAUACCUUCAUCGUCACUGGGUCAAUAAUCUUCUCAUUAUUCUUCCGGUCGAAAGGUUUUACAAAAUCGGUCAGUUUAUUACAAACCUCUGGGUUGUCGGGUAAGGAGAGAGAGGUGUUGAUUUCGGCGGUGUUAAGGGCUGGUGAGAAGUUUGGGAUUGAAAGGGAGGAUUGGGUUAACAAUGGUGGCGAGAGGGAGGUAAAACGGUUCGGGAUGGGGGGUAGUGGAGAGGAAGUCGGUGGUGGUAGUAGUAGUGCGAAUAGGAGGAGGGGAGGGGGAGGAGGGGGUAGUGGAGAAGUUGAUGAAUUGGUGGCUAGGAGUUUGGGACAAGGGGUUGUGGUGUUUAGUGGUGAUGGGAUGACGCUCUAUGCUGUUGAUUUUGUGUAUGAAUUGAGAAGGGGGUUACAUUUACUUUCUCGAGCAUUGGAAAGUGGAGGGGAAGAUAUAGGGGGGAGGGGUGGAAGAGAGGAAGAAGAGGAAGAGGAUGGAUUAGAUCUUGAGGAUAUGGUUGAAUUGGUUAGAAGACUUGUGGCGGUUGAAGGGAAAGGAAGGGGUUUGAGGAGGGGGGUCGUUGAAGGUAGGUAUGAGAGAUUGGUAUUUUCGGAUUAUGCCUGGAUGGUUUUAGGGAGGGAGUAUGAAAGACGGUUUGGGGAGAAAGGGUUGAAGGAGGAUGAUGAGGAGAGCGACGAGGAAGGAGAAGAAGGUAUUUUGAUGGCUGAUAGGGAUAGUGUUUGGACGGAUGGGAGCUAG
Molecule: messenger RNA, 1197 nt
Organism: Orbilia oligospora ATCC 24927
Lineage: Eukaryota; Fungi; Ascomycota; Orbiliomycetes; Orbiliales; Orbiliaceae
Exons: 1
Coding region: 1-1197 (398 amino acids)
Source: RefSeq, a predicted model, not a curated record